Lycium barbarum (goji berry) is the source of this 1742-nucleotide messenger RNA. RefSeq names its product thioredoxin-like 1-1, chloroplastic. The record is from RefSeq and is a predicted model, not a curated record. Gene Ontology annotation, biological process: cell redox homeostasis. The transcript has 4 exons. NCBI's taxonomy places the organism in Eukaryota, Viridiplantae, Streptophyta, Magnoliopsida, Solanales, Solanaceae. The coding region runs from base 224 to 1117 and encodes 297 amino acids.
ACAAGUACCUUAAGCUUAGCCACCUGUUACAUUUCAUUUGUGCCAGUUUUCAAACCUUUUUCUUCUUCUUCUUCCUUCAUUUGCACCUUUUUACUUACUUUAGUCUCCAUUGAAGAAAAACAAAGCACCUUUUUUUAUAUUCCCAAUUUCCAAUCUUAGUUCCAAUUUAAAAUCUCUCAAAUUCAAAUAAAUCAAGAAUUACAAAUACUAGAGUAAAAAAUCCAUGGCAAAAAUGUUGAGUAAGGCAGUAUGCUUCCAAUCACCUUUGAGUUUUGGUGAUAUUCAUCAUCAUCAUCACCAUUAUAAUCAACAUGGGGUUUGUGCUUUUCCCAUGAAAUUUAAAAAUCCAAAUUCAGUUGGUUUUUCAUUAUCAACAAGUAAUGAUUUCUUUGGUGGUAAUAUUUCUCAAAGAGGACACUUAAGUUUUUCCAAGUUCAAUAAGAGAAAUAACAAAUAUACAGCUGCCAGUGCUCAGAUGAGCAUUGGAAUCAGGAACGCUCCAAAAUGGUGGGAGAAAGGGCUUCAACGUAACAUGAAAGAGGUGACUGGCGCCCAAGACCUUGUUGACUCCCUUUUAAGCGCCGGGGAUAAACUAGUGGUUGUUGAUUUCUUUUCCCCUGGCUGUGGAGGAUGCAAAGCCCUUCAUCCAAAGAUAUGUCAGUUAGCAGAGAUGAAUGCGGAUGUGCAGUUUUUUCAUGUGAACUAUGAGGAACUCAAGUCGAUGUGUUACUCACUGAAUGUACAUGUUCUCCCAUUUUUCCGUUUCUAUAGAGGGGCUGAAGGUCGUCUUUGUAGCUUUAGCUGUACCAAUGCCACGAUAAAAAAAUUCAGGGAUGCAUUGACAAAGUAUGGCGCAGAUUGUUGCAGCCUUGGACCAGUUAAAGGGCUUGAGGAGAAAGAGCUACUUGCACUAGCAGCAAACAAGGACCUAUCUUUUGCAUACACACCAAAGACAGAAGAACCAGUACCUGUUCUUGCCUUACAAGAAGAUAUGGUGAUAAAAACAAGCACUUCAUCUCAUCCAAAUACAUUUCCCCCUUUACCACUUCCCCUCCCUCUUCCUCUCGCAUCAACUUCACAUAAGGCCAAAAGCAACUCGAUGAGUGAAGUUUGCUAAGAAAAUAGACCUUGGCCUAACUCAACCUCAAAAACUAGCUCAUAAAGGGAAAAUUGUUCAAGACCAUAGCAGGAGACAACUCCACUCCCUCCACCAAUGGUGGUCCGUCAUUGGGUGAAACCAAGAAUAUGGAUGGACCUAGCUCUAAUAUCGUGUUUAGAAAAUGGACAUCAUACUUGAUUGAACCCUAAAAUCUAGCUCAUGAGGUGAGAUCUCUCAAGGCUAUAAAAACAUGAGUGUCCAAUCAACUAAUACAGGACAUUCUAACAAAGUUCUUGCCACUUUGAGGAUGGUUUUGAGAAUCACCAGUAAACUGUGUCAUAGAGGUGAUAUACGUAGAGCUAGGUUGUGUUUUCUUAUGUACAUAAUGCAGUAGAAAAGGAUUGAAGAUGCCAUGUAUUACAGUAUAUUGUAUCUGGUUGUUCUACAUAUUUUCUAUAUCUGGCUUUUCAAUUGGCUGGAGCAACAGACUGGAGUUCUGGCUUUGUCCCUUUUUUUUUAUUUGAAGGAUAGGCCAAAUGAGUGCAAUCCCUAGUGAUAUGUUUUAGUUUUUACUACUUGCUUCUGAACUCUCUUGAAUCUUGAUGAUCAAAGUAUAAAGUUUGUAAUUUACACUUGAAAAGUA